AUGAGCCCUUCCGCCGUUGAUGGCCCGGCCCAGCCCGAGGUCAUCAAGUCGCAGCUCAAGCCCAACAUUGGCGUCUAUACCAACCCCAAGCAUGACCUGUGGCUCAACGCAGCCGAGCCGACGGCUGAGAAUGUCAAGUCUGGCUCUGACCUCAAGCCUGGCGAGGUCACCAUCGCUAUCCGAAGCACCGGGGGGGGAAAUGGAAACAGCUCCGACGUACACUUCUGGCACGCAGGUUGCAUAGGCCCCAUGAUCGUCGAUGGCAACCACAUCCUCGGCCACGAGUCGGCCGGUGACGUUAUCGCUGUGCACCCCUCGGUCACGCAUCUCAAGAUCGGUGACCGCGUGGCCGUGGAGCCCAACGUCAUCUGCAACGAGUGCGAGCCUUGCCUGACGGGUCGGUAUAACGGCUGUGAGAAGGUGGCCUUCCUGUCGACGCCCCCGGUUCCUGGCCUGCUCCGCCGCUACGUCAAUCAUCCGGCCGUGUGGUGCCACAAGAUCGGCGACAUGUCGUACGAGGACGGGUCGAUGCUAGAGCCGCUCAGCGUGGCCCUGGCCGGGAUGCAGAGAGCCAAGAUGCAGCUAGGCGACCCGGUCCUCGUGGCAGGCGCCGGCCCCAUCGGCCUCAUCACCCUGCUGUGCUGCGACGCCGCCGGCGCCUGCCCCCUCGUCAUCACCGACAUCUCCGAGAGCCGGCUGGCCUUUGCCAAGUCGCUGGUGCCCCGCGUCAUCACUCACAAGGUCGAGCGCGGCACGCCCGAGGACGAGGCCAAGCGCAUCGUCCAGUCGUUUGGCGGUGUCGAGCCCGUCCUCACCAUGGAGUGCACAGGCGUCGAGAGCAGCAUCGCCACGGCCAUCUGGGCCAGCAGGUUCGGCGGCAAGGUCUUCAUCAUCGGCGUCGGCAAGAACGAGAUCAGCAUCCCCUUCAUGCGCGCCUCGGUCCGCGAGGUCGACAUCCAGCUCCAGUACCGCUACUGCAAUACCUGGCCCCGCGCCAUCCGCCUCGUCGAGAGCGGCGUCAUCGACCUCAAGAAGCUGGUCACCCACCGCUUCAAGCUCGAGGAUGCCCUCGAGGCCUUCGAGACGUCGGCUGAUCCCAAGAGUGGCGCUAUCAAGGUGCAGAUCCAGGCGUUUGACUAG
Messenger RNA from Geosmithia morbida, 1140 nucleotides. RefSeq names its product L-iditol 2-dehydrogenase. The record is from RefSeq and is a predicted model, not a curated record. Lineage: Eukaryota; Fungi; Ascomycota; Sordariomycetes; Hypocreales; Bionectriaceae. Bases 1 to 1140 code for a protein of 379 amino acids. Gene Ontology annotation, molecular function: L-iditol 2-dehydrogenase (NAD+) activity. Gene Ontology annotation, biological process: D-sorbitol catabolic process. The transcript has 2 exons.